Molecule: messenger RNA, 1519 nt
Organism: Halteromyces radiatus
Lineage: Eukaryota; Fungi; Mucoromycota; Mucoromycetes; Mucorales; Cunninghamellaceae
Exons: 6
Coding region: 11-1330 (439 amino acids)
Biological process (GO): DNA double-strand break processing involved in repair via single-strand annealing; double-strand break repair via homologous recombination
Cellular component (GO): site of double-strand break
Molecular function (GO): Y-form DNA binding; single-stranded DNA binding; double-stranded DNA binding
Source: RefSeq, a predicted model, not a curated record
GUUUAUACCGAUGGAAACAGUUUACCUUGAAGCAAAAUUUAGUGAAGCACAAGAAAACCUUAGAGAUGCGAAAACGACCAUUCUUCUACAAAAGACACAGAUCAAAAAUUGUGAAAAGCUUAUACACAAACAAAACAACAAAAUCCAAAUCUUACGACAAUUUAUUGUAAAGUACCAUGGCAAACAAGCUUUAGAAGAUUUGGAAGAUCAAUGUCAAAGUCAAUUUACAUAUUCCAACGAUACAAAUUCUCGACAGAAACGCCCUACUUGCACCACUUCAGUAACUAUUGCCAGACAUCCCAAGAAAAGGUCUGGUACAAGUGAUUUGCGCUCUUUUUUCAAAUCAAAAUCUUCAAGUCAGUAUCACAAAUCAGAAAAACCACCGCCUUCACUUUGGGAAACUAUCACAUCACCACUGCAUUCAGAACAAUUACAACAAAACAAUAAUAGCAAUAACAUGAAUGGGUUAUCGUCCUCACAAUCAACAACAGACUCACAAUCAUCACAAUCAUCUCAAGCUUCAGAAACAACAGAAACAUCGCAAUCAUCAUUACUUGAUGACACGCUAACACUUCAGAAUUCAAGUACAAUAGGCUUACCAGCAUCAGCCAACAUGUCAACCAUAUUAUUAUCACCAAAGAAAUCAUCAUCCGGUACAGCCACUGUCAUAUCAUCAUCACUAGUGCCAUCGCUAUCUAGGAAGGCAAAGAUUCAGCUACAACAUGCAUCGAAUACGAAACAACGUACUCAUCAUUCAACACCAUGUCGCAAAACUGGAAAACGACGUGUUAAUACUGAUACUCUAUGGAAAACAGUAACUUCACCAACCAUUGAUUUGACUCACAAUAUGGAAACUAGUUCUAAUACACCAAGAAAAAAGUCAUUCGAUGUUCAUCACGAUUUAUUCCCCACUUGUUCAUCUUCCACCAAGCAAUUGGAUAGAUAUCAACGACAAAAAGAAACUUUUAUAUCAUUCAACAAAUACCAAAUGAGACUACAACAGUCAAAUAACCGAUCUAUACUCAACUCAAUCGACCAAAAUCAGCCAUCAACAGAAAUCAUUGAAAAUGAUACCAACAAAAAAGAGGACCACUUUUUAAGCCGACCAGCUCCAAAUAGUGAAUUUCCUUAUGCAGAUGUGGUUCGAAAAAGGGAUGAACGGUCUAAAUUACAUGGUUCUACUUGCUCAUGUUGUGAAAAGUAUUUUGCAAAUGGAAAUACUGCAGAUGAUAGAAUUCAACUUUAUUCAAGACAUCGAGAAAAGUAUAAACAACCAGCGACACCACCUGGCUAUUGGGAUCUUGACUUUCCUGAUUCUCCUCAAAAAUAGUACGGCUUCAAAACAAUAAAAAACAGAAUACCUUUUAGCUUAUAUAGUGUUUUCAAAGUAUUCUUGUUUGAUCAAAAGGAAAAAUAAAACUCCGGAAGCAUUGUCACGGGUAUCGGUUGAUUUUUGUUCCGGGUACGGAAGCAUUGAGAAGAAGCAGUCGGUGAUUGUAAGAGUGUUUUUUCAUCAAAG